Molecule: messenger RNA, 953 nt
Organism: Cynara cardunculus var. scolymus (artichoke)
Lineage: Eukaryota; Viridiplantae; Streptophyta; Magnoliopsida; Asterales; Asteraceae
Product: chaperonin-like RbcX protein 2, chloroplastic
Exons: 5
Coding region: 179-784 (201 amino acids)
Biological process (GO): ribulose bisphosphate carboxylase complex assembly
Molecular function (GO): protein folding chaperone
Source: RefSeq, a predicted model, not a curated record
CUUCCCACAAAAUUAGUACUUGUUUUCCCCAAAACAUCAUCAUCACCUCCAAUGAAUCUUUGACUUCAAUCUCCAUUUUGCUUUCACACCCACCAAUUUCUCAUUCAUAGAUUCGAUUCUGAUUUCUGCAAAAUCUUCCUCAUACAGAAAUCCUGUUUUUAGGGUUUUGGUUAAUCUCAUGGUGGGGGGUAUAUGUGUUGUGGAUUCACAUACUUCCCCAUGUUUGGGUCUCGAUUCACUCGCAUCAUCACAUGUGAAUCACACGAGUAAUGGGGAUUUGAAUCUGCAAAGGAAAUCAAUCAGCAAAAAACUGAGCUCCUCUUUCAUGGAUUCCAAGCUUCCAGCAAAAAGAAUUGCUUCCAAGAACCAGAAGAGGGUUAAAGGUUUUGUGAUUGUUAAUGAACUUGGUGGACAGUAUGAUGACAGUUUUCACGAUGUUAAAGCUCAAAUUUUCAAUCUUUUCACCUACAAAGCAGUAAGGACUGUUAUGAAUCAGCUUUACGAGAUGAAUCCAACGCAGUAUCGAUGGUUCUACGAUUUUGUUGCAACAAACAAGCCCAGUGAUGGAAAACGCUUCCUUCGGAUCCUCCAAAAGGAGAAACACGAUCUUGCAGAAAGAGUAAUGGUGACGCGCCUUCAUCUCUACGGAAAAUGGGUGAAGAAAUUGGAUCACGGUGAAAUGUAUAAGAAUCUAUCGGAUCAGAACUUGGAGUUGAUGCGUGAAAGGUUGAUGGAGACGGUGAUAUGGCCAUCAGAUGAUACAAAUACAGAGAAGAUCGGAUGAAGAGUUCUUUGAUCGAGUCUUUCAUCAAUCACUUAGAUAUGCAUGUGUCUUUUUCUUUAUCGGUUGUUGUCUAGGUAGAUUCGUGCUAUGAGAAUUUUAGCUGAUUUUUGGUCAGAAGUCCAUCGCAUUAUUUUCCACCAAGCAACAAGGAAGGUCUUUGCUUUCUAAA